AUGGCAAAGGCAAAGGCCGCCAAGGAGGCAAUUGAGGCUGCCAGUGGCAUUGCAGGAGAAGGCGCGGUUGUCCAGCCAAAGAAAUCGCUUUGGGAAAGAUUCAAGAAUGAGAUGGUUCAUUAUUGGCACGGUACAAAGUUGCUUGGUAAGGAGAUCAAGAUCUCCACCAAGUUGGCUGGACGGCUAUUGCGUGGAAACAAACUGACUCGGCGUGAACAAAGACAGCUGCGACGCACGACUGGAGACUUGCUUCGACUGCUCCCCUUCUCCGUCUUCUUGAUUGUGCCAUUCAUGGAACUCCUGCUACCUGUAGCGCUUAAACUGUUCCCCAACAUGCUUCCCUCGACCUUUGAAGACAAGUAUGCAGAGGAAGAAAAGAAGAGGAAGCUGCUCAAGAUGCGCUUAGAGAUGGCAAAAUUCUUACAAGAAACUAUUGAGGAAUCAGGCAUCCCUGGAUCGUCGCGUGCUGAAGCUGUCAAGGAGUUUGGUGACUUCUUUAGAAAGGUCCGCACGACGGGUGAACAGGCUUCGACAGAUGAGUUGAUCAGAGUCGCCAAGUUGUUCCAUGAUGAAUUAACACUCGAUAAUCUGUCCAGACCUCAACUGGUCUCCAUGUGCCGCUACAUGAACCUCAACGCCUUCGGAACCGACAACUUUUUGAGAUAUCAAAUCCGAAACAAGAUGAACUCAAUUAAGCAGGAUGAUAAGUUGAUUAUGGCUGAGGGCGUAGAUUCGUUGACAACUCGUGAGCUUCAGGCAGCUUGUCAGUCGCGUGGAAUCCGUACAGGGGGCGUCUCGACAGCUCGUCUUCGCAGUGAAUUAGAACAAUGGCUCGAGCUCAAUCUGAAAUACGCUAUUCCUUCUUCUCUUUUGAUCCUGUCACGCGCCUUUGCUUUCUCUGAUUUCAAAGAAUCAGCCACGCCAGUGGAGGCGCUUCAAGCAACGCUCUCAUCGCUUCCAGACAGCCUAUUGACAGAAACAGAGCUGCAUGUGUCUGAGCUAGAGGGCGCUGCUACUCCUCAACAAAAGCUUGAAGUCCUGGAGCAACAGGAAGAAUUGAUUGCAGAUGAAUUGGCACAAGAAGAGAAGGAAGAAAAGGCCCGUAAAGCUCGCAAGGAGGAGGCAAGGAUCAAGAAGGAGGCUGAAGAAAGAGAGAAGCAGAAGACGCAGGAAAAACAAAUAAUGCAGGAGAAGCAGGAAGUACCUGUGGUUUCUGCUUCUUCAGGUAUCCCUGUCUUUGACAAAACAACACCCGCUGCCGCUGCCGCUGGUGCCCCUGCUACCUUUGCUGGCGCAUCAGAGCUUUUGACUGAUGCUCAGGUGGCUGCUCAGGUUGCCAAGGAUACAAGAGCUACUGCUGCAACCACAGAGCUAUUGGAGGCUGCUAAAUCUAUUGAUGCAGCUCCCGCAGCCGCAGCUCCACCCAAGCCUGAGGAAGAUGAAGACACUGCUCGCAUGACAGAGGAACAAUUGCUCGAAUUGCGCGAAGCUUUGUGUAUUAUGUCAUCUCGCUCUGCAGUAUUGGAAGAGCGUGAAGAGCUCGAGGACCUGAAGGAAGAUCGUAUGGAAUAUAAAGAGGAUAUUGAGGAGCUUGCACAGGUACAGCGUAAGGAACACAAUGUGUCGAAACGAUUGGGCAGCCGCCUGGAGAAGAUGAUUGCUAAGCUGGAUCAGGAAUUGCAGGCAUAUGAUGCGGAGGGCAACAAACUACAAGCAUUCCAGGCUAAUGAGCGUGGUGAGCUGACGGUGAAGGAUAUUGAGUCUGCACUCAAAGUUAUCAAGCACGCGCCCGACGAGGAAAAGAUUAAGCAGAUUGUCAAGAAGUUAGAUGUUGAUGGCGACGGCCUCGUCCUCCUAAGUCACAUUGUAGAAUUAGCAGAUCUUGUGGAGCAAGAGGAAGGUACAGGAGUGCUUGUAGAGGGCAAGAAGAUCCAUGGCAAAGUGAUUGAAGAGGCUAAAGAGAAGAAGUUGAAGAAGGAAGAUGUCAUCAAGGACGACUAA
Lobosporangium transversale is the source of this 2001-nucleotide messenger RNA. Its product is annotated as LETM1-like protein-domain-containing protein. Gene Ontology annotation, cellular component: mitochondrial inner membrane. Gene Ontology annotation, biological process: intracellular monoatomic cation homeostasis. Gene Ontology annotation, molecular function: ribosome binding; calcium ion binding. The record is from RefSeq and is a predicted model, not a curated record. The transcript has 4 exons. Lineage: Eukaryota; Fungi; Mortierellomycota; Mortierellomycetes; Mortierellales; Mortierellaceae. The coding region runs from base 1 to 2001 and encodes 666 amino acids.